AUGUCUAACAGCAGCUCCAUCAGGCACUUCCUCCUGCUGGCAUUGGCAAACACGCGGCAGCUGCAGCUCCUGCACUUCUGCCUCUUGCUGGGCAUCUCCCUGGCUGCCCUCCUGGGCAACGGCCUCAUCAUCAGCGCCGUAGCCUGCGGCCACCACCUGUACACGCCCAUGUUCUUCUUCCUGCUCAACCUGGCCCUCAGCGACCUGGGCUGCAUAUGCCAAACCCGACCAAGCUCCAUGCCCAGAGCACUAUGGACAAGAGCUGUGCUAUAUCUGGGCAUCACAGCCCAAAUUUUCUUCCCUAUCCUGUUUUUUUCUGGNGAGUACUAUCUCCUGACCAUCAUGUGCUACGACCGCUACGUGUCCAUCUGCAAACCCCUGCACUACGGGACCCUCCUGGGCAGCAGAGCUUGUGCCCACAUGGCAGCAGCUGCCUGGGCCAUUGCCUUUCUCACUGCUCUGCUGCUCACGUGCAAUACAUUUUCCCUGCCCCUGUGCCAUGGCAAUGACCUUGGCCAGUUCUUCUGUGAAAUCCCACAGAUCCUCAAGCUCUCCUGCUCCAAAUCCUACCUCAGGGAACUUGGGUUCAUUCCAGUUAGUGCCUGCUUAUCAUUUACCUGUUUUGUGUUCAUUGUUUUCUCCUAUGUGCAGAUCUUCAGGGCUGUGCUGAGGAUCCCCUCUGAACAGGGACGGCACAAAGCCUUUUCCACCUGCCUUCCUCACCUGGCUGUGGUCUCCCUGUUCCUCAGCACAGUUAGCUUUGCUCACCUGAAGCCUCCCUCCAUGUCCUCCCCAUCCUUGGAUCUGGCCCUGUCAGUUCUGUACUCGGUGGUGCCUCCAGCCCUGAACCCCCUCAUCUACAGCCUGAGGAACCAGGAGCUCAAGGCUGCAGUUUGGAGACUGAUGACUGGAUGUUUACAGAAACAUUAA
This is a messenger RNA of Zonotrichia albicollis (white-throated sparrow), 930 nucleotides long. The record is from RefSeq and is a predicted model, not a curated record. NCBI's taxonomy places the organism in Eukaryota, Metazoa, Chordata, Aves, Passeriformes, Passerellidae.